Molecule: messenger RNA, 2387 nt
Organism: Rhineura floridana
Lineage: Eukaryota; Metazoa; Chordata; Lepidosauria; Squamata; Rhineuridae
Gene: GDAP1L1
Product: ganglioside induced differentiation associated protein 1 like 1
Exons: 7
Coding region: 402-1331 (309 amino acids)
Source: RefSeq, a predicted model, not a curated record
GGAGGCGGAGGUGUGUUAUGUCUCUGCAUUCUGCAAUUCCAACAGCCUUUGCCUAAAGCAGGGGGAGGGGAUCCCCUGCCUUCCUCUCUCUGAUUUGGGGGUCAGAUUUUUAUGUUGAGUGUGGAGGGGCUUCUUGGUUUCUUUGGGGCCAAAGAUGGGAUGAAUGGAGAGAGACAGAAGCAUAGGAGGAAAAAUGAAUCCUGGUCAUCCUUGGCCCAUAAUGAUGGAGGCAGGCAGGCAGGCAGGCAGGCAUGGAAACAUACAAUGGAUGGAGGUCCGCCUCGUUAUUGCAGAAAAGGGGUUACCCUGUGAAGAGCGAGAUGUUAGCAUGCCACUGACUGAGCACAAAGAGCCCUGGUUUAUGCGGCUCAAUCUUGGGGAAGAGGUACCUGUGAUCAUCCAUGGAGACAACAUCAUCAGUAACUACAAUGAAAUCAUUGAUUACAUGGAGAAGAAUUUCACAGGAGCUCUUCGUCAUGCUGGGCUUUCAGAAAUGGGCCAUUCCCUUGUCUACCAUCUCGUGUGUGUGCCUUGCUAAGGUAGCCACUUGUGCAUUGUCAGGACAUGCAUCGCCAAAAAAGAGGUCAAAAGAGGACAAUGAACACGUUACCCAGCUUAUUCCUGAAGCAGGGAGCCUCCUUCAUUCCAGAGUGAUGCAGUACAGAGAGCUUCUGGAUUCCCUGCCCAUGGAUGCCUAUACACAUGGAUGCAUUCUCCACCCAGAGCUUACCAUGGACUCCAUGAUUCCAAAGUAUGCUACAGCCGAGAUCCGCAGACAUUUAGUUAACGCCAGCACGGACCUGAUGAAAUUAGACCAUGAAGAGGAGCCACAACUAACAGAGCCAUACCUUUCCAAACAGAAGAAACUCAUGGCCAAGAUUCUGGAACAUGACAAUGUGAACUACUUGAAGAAAAUCCUGGGUGAGCUGGGUAUGGUGCUAGAUCAGAUUGAAGCCGAGCUGGAGAAGAGAAAAAUUGAAUAUCAAGGACAGAAGUGUGAACUCUGGCUUUGUGGGUGCAUGUUCACCUUGGCUGACAUCUUGCUGGGAGCCACACUGCAUCGCCUCAAGUUUCUAGGACUCUCUAAAAAAUAUUGGGAAGAUGGCAGUAGACCCAACCUACAGAACUUCUUUGAAAGAAUACAAAAACGCUUUGCCUUCAGGAAAGUUUUGGGAGACAUACACACCACACUCCUCUCAGCGGUGGUACCCAAUGCCUUCAGGCUGGUCAAGCGGAAACCUCCAUCCUUUUUUGGAGCUUCCUUCCUCAUGGGAUCUCUAGGGGGGAUGGGAUAUUUCGCUUAUUGGUAUCUAAAGAAAAAAUACAUCUAAUGCUGGCUGUUCUGGUGUUUAGUUUGGUGUCUCUGUACCGUGUGAAACCAUGAUGAAUCUUCAGUAACUGUAAUGAAAUCGAAACCAAUAUGAAUAACUAUAUUGUUAAUGUAACAUUCCAUAGUCUAGAAAUAGAAAACCUAUACUGCAAGGAAAGCGAGUCAACAAAAAUAUUCAACUUCUACAAUGCCUUUUUUUUAGGUUUAAGUAUUCUAAAACUGUAAAUGGUAGUUGUGUUAAUGCUUACACAACUGCUGUGGAGCAAAACAGCUCUUUAGCACAGGAAUGUGCUGUCAGAAGAGAGAUGGCAACACCCCAGGAACACAAAAUUGAAAGACGGGGUGAUCUUCCGCAUCUUUACAUUUUCCCCCAAUGUUUGGUGGCCUCAUAGCACAUUCUUCCCUCCCACAGAUGAAAAGAGCGGGAACUUUUCCCUCCUAAGAACUGUUGUGGUGUUGUGAUGAGACAGACUUUUAAGCAAAACAAAACAAAUGAACACAGCCAGGAAAACCACAGUAGUUUGUGAAGUUGUAGCUUACGGUGGAAAUGAUUUGUGUCUCUUUCUGUCUUCGUAUAUCAUAAUUUCCAUUGAACUGAGUAUUUUUAAUCGACCUGCGCUUAGAAUGUAUCCUCUUUCUACUUCUGUAUUUUUAUUUGUUUAUUUAAUUGUUAAACAGCCAGUGGAUUUUUUUCUGAUUAUAACUUUGAUUUCACAGAUGGAUUUCUGUCUUAUUGAGAUGUUUGCCUUGAGUUUCUUUAAUGAAUUUGCCAAGCAUUGUUCACAAGGGAGCCUUUCUGGACUCUAACAACAUGACUGUUUUAAUAAGUUACAAGCCAUUUUCAAAGGAUUUGUUUUCAUUUUGCUUGUUUUUUCCCCCCUCACCCUUCCUUGGGGAGCAUUUUUUAAAGUCAUUGUCUCACUGUAUAUUUUCUUAAAAACAUUUUGCACAGAAAACCACCCUUCUCACUUUCUUGUGCCUUUUGCAUGUUGGAAAGAGUAACGAGCAUCACUGCUACUAAUGCUUAAAAACCCUCUGAGAACCUAAAUAAAUCAUA